UAUGUUGGCUGAUGACUGUAUGUAUGUGAGCCUAUGUAUGGUUAAUUAAUCUGGCAUGAGUUUGUGUGCAUGUAUGUGUGUGUGGUUAAGUAAAUAUGUGUGUGAAUUUGUAUGUGUGAGCAUGUUAUAUGUCUAUGUGAACACACGUACAUAUGUUUAUGUUACUGUGUGUGCCAUAUGUGUUCCAGUGUAUAUGUGUGUCUGAGUGAUCAUGUGUGCGUUUCUUUGUGUGUGAGUGACAUAUUAUGGACAUGUGUCCCCUUCAAAUCUCAUGUUGAAAUUUGAUAUCCAAUGUGAGAGGUGGGCCUAGAGGGGGGUGUUUGGGUCACCGAGACAAAUCCCUCAUGAAGGGCUCAGUGCCACCCUCGUGGUAAUGAGUUCUCACUCUUAGUUCUGUGAGAACUGAGUGUUGAAAAGAGCCUGUCACUUCCUCCACUCUCUCUUCCUUCCUCUCUUACUCAUGUGAUCUAAACACACCUGCUCCCCUUCCCCACCUGCUGAGAAUGGAAGCUUCCUAAGGCCCUCACCAGAAGCAGAUGCUGGGCUUCAUGUACAGGCUACAGAAACAUGAGCCCAAUACACUUCUUUCUUUUAUAAAUCACCCAGCCUCAGGUAUCCCUUUGUAAGCCACACAGGUGGACAAAGACAGCGAUUCCAUGCAUGCUUAAGUGUGUACAAGUGUCUCUGUGUUUAUGUGUUUGUGUUUUUAUGUGUGUCUAAGGAGUUAAGAGUAUGUGUGUUUUGUGUUUGUGUGUGUCCAUGAUAAUACACAAGACAGAAAAGGAGGUCCCAUGGGGAAAUGAGAACAUGUUGGGAAGCCUCUCCUGAUAUCCAGGCUCAGCCUCUGCCCUCGCCAUGGGUCACAGAACAGACCAGUGCCAUCGAUGAGGUCAUACAGUAGAGCUAGGAUCUUAGCGACCAUGGGGAGCUCAGUGUCCACUCUGGCUGGGGCCAGCUGGAGGGCUUCAGUACAGCCCCAGCCAACUCUCACUGAACAGCUGGAGCACCGAGACCCUGGGCACUCAUUUCAAAUCAUGAAACGCCACUUCACAGACCACAGGGGAGAACAGUCACCAACCGAUGGGACCACCCUCAGCUUGAGCAGCCCUGAGUCCACCGAGGAAAGUGUGGAAGUGUUCUGGCCAGGGACUAUACAGACAGAAGGGUCCUCCCCACGGCCGGGGCCUGCCAUUUCCCGGGAGGAGGCCCUGUACUUCACUUCCACGGCCCGGGGGAUGCUGGGCUGGAGCAGCUCCCCAUCCUCAGAGUCCUCCGAGUACCAGUCCUACUCCCAAUACCAGUCGUGCUGCUCCUGCAUGCGCGAUGAAGACAACGCUGCUCCGCAGAGUGUGUGUGCCUUCUACACGCACGUGCAGACCGUGCGGGGUGUGGCGGUGGCCUGGGAGACCGAAGCCGGCUUCGAGCCGGUCAGCAGGAAGCCCCGCAUCCAUGAAGCUCAGUUCAUCAAGAGGCAGAGGCGGAACGGCUCCUCCUUCGAGAUGGCUUCCAACACCGAUCUGCGCUGGGACCUGGAAGCCUGCAAGAGCAACUGCAGCCCCGAGCCCGAGGACACAGAGCUGCUGGAGGGCUGCCUGCAGGAGCUGCGGGCGCCGCCAGACUGGCUGGUCACCACCAACUACGGGCUGCGCUGCGUGGCCUGCUGCCGGGUCUUCCCCUCCCUGGACGCUCUGCUGGAGCACGCCCAGCAUGGCAUCCGGGAGGGCUUCAGCUGUCAGAUCUUUUUUGAGGAGAUGCUGGAGAGAAGGCGGGCUCAGGGCCAAGCACAUGACCAACAGCUGGAGGAGGAGCAGAGUCCUUCAGACAACAGCGAAUGUUCCCGGCCCCAGGGUGAGGUGCUCUCAGCACAGCAGCAGGAGAAGCAGUGAGCCAGAGGGGAGAUACCCAACCCUGCCCUCACCUCCAGUGCCUGGGACUGCUCCUUCCCCAGCCCGCAGUAUCAGAGCCACUAGGGCAGGGAGAGAGGACCAGGGUCAGGGGGAAGGAAAGGCAUGGAGUGUAGAGCAGCGAGUGCCGGGAGACUGGAAGGAGCCCCCUUCCUGCCCUAGGCACAGCAUCUCCACCAGAGUCCAUUUCAAAACCCAAACCCAAACAAGAGGGCUUUGAGUGUUUCUGAUGGCAGGCACAACAUCUGAAACCCACAAACGCAUGGCCAGAGGGAUUUCUAUUUUUGCUGGUGGAGCAGGCAGGUCCACACUUGCUAAGUAGAUGCGGGUCACAGGACAGCCAACAGCAAAUUACUCUUCAGCCCUAUUUUUUUCACUAUUAUGAAUCUGUCAUAUGCCCUAGUUCUAUGUCUUAUGUUAUUGGGAUUAAACUUGAAUAACACAAAA
Messenger RNA from Symphalangus syndactylus (siamang), 2351 nucleotides. It is a transcript of the gene FAM170B, whose product is annotated as family with sequence similarity 170 member B. Gene Ontology annotation, cellular component: acrosomal vesicle. Gene Ontology annotation, biological process: fertilization. The record is from RefSeq and is a predicted model, not a curated record. Lineage: Eukaryota; Metazoa; Chordata; Mammalia; Primates; Hylobatidae.